AUGACUCGCCUUCUCGUCACUCUUCUCGCCGCGGCGGCUGCCGUCAACGCCGUGCCCGUUGCCCAAGGCGGCGGCGACGCCCCGACCCCGACGGCCACCAACCUGCCCUCGUGGCCCACUCCAACUGGCACCGUCCCGCCCUUCCCCUUCCCGACUGGCGGUGAGGGCCCCGGUGGCCCUGGUGGCCCCGGCGGUCCUGGCGGUCCGGGAGGCCCCGGAGGUCCUGCUCCGACCGGUGGCUGGCCCGGCUGGGGCGGCCACGGCCACCACGAACGCCGCCAGGCUUGGCCUACCGGUGGCUGGCCCGGCUGGGGUGGCCACGGACACGACGAGCCCCGUCAAGCUCGGCCUACCGGUGGUUGGCCCGGCUGGGGCGGCCACGGCCACCACGAACGCCGCCAGGCUUGGCCCACCGGUGGCUGGCCCGGCUGGCCUGGCAACGGCGGCGGUAACGGCGGUGCUCCCCCGGCCUGGCCCACCGCUUGGCCCGGUCAGGGCGGCAACGAGCCCCCUGCGUGGCCCCCCAAGCGCCACGGCUCGCGCGACGCGCCGUUGAAGGAGGAACAGUAA
This is a messenger RNA of Dichotomopilus funicola, 570 nucleotides long. RefSeq lists its product as uncharacterized. The record is from RefSeq and is a predicted model, not a curated record. The coding region runs from base 1 to 570 and encodes 189 amino acids. The transcript has a single exon. NCBI's taxonomy places the organism in Eukaryota, Fungi, Ascomycota, Sordariomycetes, Sordariales, Chaetomiaceae.